AUGAAUUACCGUUUCGCCAUUUGUUUUCCAGUCUCGACGGGCCCUAAUAGCUUUUCUGGCAGCAUCGGAAAAAGGCUCGACAGCUGUCUCGACUUCAAAGUAGAAGCAUUUGAACCAAUCCCAACAGAAUUGCCAGACCUGAAUACUGAUUUUCUAAGCACCAAUCAAAAAUAUCUGUAUCAAAUGUGCUCCGCAACUUCUGCUAGUACGGUAUCGCCAGACUUAGCUAUUAAAGAUCCAGGAAAACUGACAUAUUUUCGAUGGUUGACUUGCGCAAACAGAAUUCUUCAGUUAUAUAUUGGAACAGCUAACCAUGCGGAAAACUUGAAAGAAUUAGCCAAUUUUAUCAUGAAAGCUUAUGCACCAACCUGGUUUGAUAUCAAGACAAAAUCAUCUUGUAAAUAUGGUCCAAUUCAUGUGUUCAACAUGGUUAAAAGAAAAUUCGAAGAUUUAUAA
Helobdella robusta is the source of this 456-nucleotide messenger RNA. RefSeq lists its product as hypothetical. NCBI's taxonomy places the organism in Eukaryota, Metazoa, Annelida, Clitellata, Rhynchobdellida, Glossiphoniidae. The transcript is spliced from 2 exons. The record is from RefSeq and is a predicted model, not a curated record. The coding region runs from base 1 to 456 and encodes 151 amino acids.